Rhinichthys klamathensis goyatoka is the source of this 973-nucleotide messenger RNA. RefSeq names its product complement component 1, q subcomponent-like 4 like (gene c1ql4l). Lineage: Eukaryota; Metazoa; Chordata; Actinopteri; Cypriniformes; Leuciscidae. The transcript has 4 exons. Gene Ontology annotation, molecular function: protein binding. The record is from RefSeq and is a predicted model, not a curated record. Bases 31 to 672 code for a protein of 213 amino acids.
UGUCUGAAAAAUAAAUUAAAAAGCGAUAAAAUGGCAGUACUGCUGCUGGCACUGCUGCUCUGUUGUGGGAGCUCAAUUGCACAAGAUUUAUUGACACCAAAUAUGGACAUUAUUGCUGAGCUCCAGAAGCUAAAACACAUGGAUGAAAGAAUACAAAAAUUAGAAGAAACACUGACCAAAGUAUUGAGUGAGAAUGAAGCUUUGAAAACCUUGGUACAAGAUUCACAAUAUAAGUUUGAAACUGUCCAAAAAGAGAUUGAAGCCAAAAAGGUUGCUUUCUCUGCUGGACUUCUGGCAUCUGGAAGCGCACAAACUGGGCCCACUGAUAAACUGAAAAUUCUGGAAUACAAGAAAGUCUUUAGUAAUGUUGGAAGUGCCUAUGACUCAAAUACUGGUAUUUUCACAGCACCAAUAAAAGGAGCCUAUUACUUCAGAUUUUAUGCUCAUUCUCAUGGUGGAACCACAAUGGCAGUCAGUCUCUUGAAGAACGGUGAAACCCAGUGCUCUGUGCAUGCCUGGAAGCCUGUUAGCAAUGGUAAUGGCAGCAAUGGUGUUGUUCUCACACUGGAGAUCGGUGAUCAGAUUUAUACACGACUUUGGAAGAACACCUGGGUUUAUGAUGAUCCAGAAAGUUACACUAGUUUCAGUGGCUUUCUGAUUUUCCCCUUGUGAACACCUGAAUUUCUUAGAAAUCCAGUGCAGGAUGUGAUGCAAAACACAAUUAUAUGAAAUUGUUCCUGUGUAAGUGACCUAUGUCCAAGUAAAUUAGAGCAAAUAGGGACAACAAAAGGGAAAUAAUUGUUUAUGCUUGUUAGUUACGAUAUGUUAAUGUCUGGACUUCUUCAUAUUUCUUGAAGUCUGAAGAGUAAAUGAGCUGAACUCAUAUGAUCUAUCUAAGAAUGAGAGUAAUACAUAUCUCUAACAUAUCAAAUGCUGAACAUUUCAUUAAAUAAACCAAAUAUGUAACACAGAA